AUGGAAGAGUUCAAUGACAGUUUAAAUGGGACCGAUGGUAUCCCUCAAGAGCCAAUAAGGUUUGAAGGACCAGCAAGUUCAGGCCCAGGUCACUUUGAAGGAGAAGGGGCUCAGGAGGAUGAUCAGAGGGAUUUUGUCAUGAUAUCAGACUCUCAUGUUAAUAAUGUGCAAGAUUCACAACAACAAUGUUUUAACAUGGAUGUUAAUAGAGAACAUGGAAUGGUACGUCCUGAACAACUUCCAGGAAACUAUAACUAUAUGAACAGAUUACAAAAUACUGCUGAUAUAAGCAGAGAUACUGUAUCAGAUUUUGGUAACAUGGAUGCUUAUAGGAGGUCUGGACCAGAAGGAAGUCCAGCAUUUCAACAAAGUGGUGGUUUUCUGCCAAGCAUUGGAAGUGAUAAUGAAUCCAGUGUAAUAUUUAGGCCUGUUAGACAACUAGAUUUCUCUGCUCUGGAUGAAACUGCACAGACAGAGGAGAUGAUCCCCCAUGGAAUGAAUCGUUCAGUGUCAACUCCUGAGCAUGAGGUUAGGGGCAUGUCAUAUCUCGAGAGAGAAGUAUGUGGUUCUCAGGCAGAUGAUGAAAAUACACGGGAAACCUCACCAGAAACAGGAUUCUUUGAACUUAAAUCUUCUCCACUUCAUACAAGUGAAAGUGAAGGAGAAUUAGACAGUCGUGUGAUAUUUUCACCACUAAACAAUGGUGGGAUGGCCAAUAUGUAUAAUAAUUCAAUGGCGUUUGAACCAAAUUUAAAUCAGGGAGAUGUUGUUCAUCAGAAAAAUCCCCAGACUUUAGAAAUGGUGGCGAGGUCUCAAUAUUCCCCACCUAGUCGUCCUUUUGACAAUGAAGGUUCACCUCGGUCACAUUAUCAGAUGUCUCCUAUUACAGGUCAUCCUGUAGGGAAACGAUCAGUGCUGGUUAAUAUACCUAAUGAUUCAGGAUACGAAAGAACAGAGCAAAUCUCGCCAAACAAUAAAAUUCCAGAAACUGUUCUGAAAUCUCAGUCUCCAGGGCUUCGAUGUGUUGAUGAUUUGAAUAUCCAAAAUACAUCUCAAUCACAAUCUCCCCAAACACAAGUAUUCUCAAGUAGUUUACCUCCAAGAUUACAGAAUGCACAAAGAUCUCCAGUCAGAAACCAAUGUCAGAUGACAAGUGGCAUUGGCUCCCCACAAUCCAUGAGUAGAAAAAUGCAGAGUGACAAAAAUGUUGAAAACUCUCCUCAUGAGCUACACCCUACUGGAAAACCAAGAUCAGAUUCACUUCAAGGUCACAAUCAAAGGUCAGAACUUCCUCUUAGUGAUACAGCUGAACCCUCACAGAGACUGCCAUCACCAUCAGCUUGGAAAAUUCCGGGUGAGCAGACAAAGCAAACCAGAAAUUUGUUUAAAGAACCAAAAAUGACUGCUCCAAAGCGUACAGGUAAUGCUCAGAUACAGAAUAAUAAAAGACCAACUAUGCCAGCUAAGAACUCCCAGCGAGAGGUUAUACAUCCUGUGCAAAAAUCCAGACAAGAACAGGCAAAACAGGAUACAUCUGGUAUAAGGGUCAAAGGUCAAAAUUCUGAGUUGAGGCACGGUAAUAGUGUAGGAAAAAGGCCUAGCCAAGUAGCUGGCCCUCCUGUACAGCAACAGAGAGGUGGUCCCCACUCUCAGCCCGUAGGAGAAGAUGUUGCCAGAAAAGGAGUUUCGACGGACAGGAAGGGAAACGUGACGCAAAGGUCAACAGUGACAGCCGGGAAAAAAAUGGACAGGUCUCAACAGAAUUAUCCAUCUGAUUAUGAAAGAAAAGUGGAAGGCAGUUUGCACAGAAAUAGAUCAGAAAGGUCGAGAACAAUUGGUCAAGUGUCUUCAUCAAGUGACAGGGGGGCAGGGAUAGGGGAGGACUCGAACUCUCCUCAUGCUGGUGUGCACCAUCCAGGGAUAAAUGUGGUCACACAGGUCCAGCAGUACAGUCGAAAUCCAAGGCCAGAUGAGUUUGGUCAGCGUGUGGUCGGAAAAGAGCAACUGAUUCCUCACAGUAAUAUGGAUGUCCAUGGAGGAGAUUCAAGUGUGGACGUUCAGGGGAUGGAAAAUGUCCGCAGUCAGCUUCAGAGUAUGCUCAAACUGUCCUCAGACACUUUCAAUGAAACACAGCAGUACAACCAUGUGGAUUCAGUAAGUGGACUUUUGAUGGACAUGCCUCAGGACCCUUACCUUUAUCAGGCACCACUUGACCAGUCAGUAUCAAGAGGUAAAGAGGAUGCAUCAGAGCUGUGUGAGAACUUCCCAAGUUUCACAUCUCGUAUUUGGUCAGACACUUCCAAUGUUUCUCGUAGUGAUAACUCAUUACACCAGGAGAACCAGCGUCUUAGAGAUAUGUUGGAGAAGGAACGGUAUCGCAGGAAGCAUUGUGAGCAGCAUAUUCAGAAACUCAACGUCAAACUGCUAGAGACCCAACAACAAGUUGCUGUUGCAGUUUCCACAGACAAACGCAAGGACAUCAUGAUCGAACAACUUGACAAGCAAUUAGCCAAAGUUGUGGAAGGAUGGAAAAAACGAGAUGAUGACAAAGAAGAAUACAUCAAACAAAUUGAAAGAGAGAAAACACACCUGGAGGAAAAUCUAUCUAAACAGCAGAGUAUUACCGCAAACUUUGAACAAGAUAUGUCACGGGCAGUAAAUGAGAUUCGAUUGGAGAAGGAAGAUGCUAUUUUGACUGUUCAAAAGUUGAGAACAGAGGCUGAGGAUCAUGAGCGAACUCGCUUGCACCUUGAAGAUGUAAUUAAAUCAGAACGAGAAAGGACAGAACUCAUGGAACAAGAAUGGCAGAAAGUACGGGAAAAUCGUGAACUUAAUGAGAUGAAAGUGCAACAGUUGCAGGAUAGAUUACAUAAGGAGCAGGAUGAAUGGUUUAAGCGUGAACAAGAGCUGCUGCAACGUGUGGAGGAAGUGACAGAGAAAAACAUCAAGAUUGUUCAACAGGAACGGACAAAGAAUGCUGAACUAGAGCAUGAGGUAAAGGAAUUAGAGGAGAAGAGACAGAAAUCACAGACAGACAUCAAGCGUCUGGAGAUGGACAUAGAUGUUGUAUCAAGGGAAAAGGAGAGUCUGAAAGUGGAGAUGGGAAUCAUGGAGGACAAGUACGAGACAUCACAAAGAGCACUUGAGGCAGAACUACACUCACAGAUGCAGAAAGAGAUAGCAUCUCAGAUUGCGGAUGUCCACAAGCGUAUGGAGGAAGAGGAGGAGACAUUGAGAGAGAACCAUCGCCACCAGGUUAUGGAGCUGGGACAGAGACACAAACGUGAGAUGGAGAAACAACUUGCUCGCUACCAUGAUGAUCUCAAAAACCGUGAGGAUGAGAGCAGAAAACUUUACCAGGAAUAUGAACAAAAACUCCAUGAUAGCAGAACAGAAAUAACUUCACUACAGUCAACAAAACAGAAACUUGAGUCACAGAGGAGUGAGAUCCUUACAAAGCUACAGUACAUGAUGCAGUCACAGUGGAAUGAGGCCGUAUCACUGCUGUCUGGCUCCCCAAAUAAAAAGAAACCACCCCAUCCAAACUCAUCCUUUUUGUCAAUGCCUGGCCGAUCUGAAGAUAAUGUCCAGUCAUAUCACCAAUCUGAUGAUCUACUGGUAAACAACCUGACCACAGACACAGCUGAUCACAACCCUGUUGGAGUGUCUGAGAGUGGUCCCUUCAACCCAGAGCUCAGUCUGGCUGACUUCAGCACCUCGCUCCAUAUACAGCAGCUGCUACAGAGUCUGUCUCAUCCAGGAGUGAGAGGAGCAGGCUCCUUUGAAGGAGUUAGUGGUUCAACUUAUGACCAAAGCAGUAGCAAACCGGACAUUUCACAAACAGUCAAUACAGAUAGAACUGCAAAGGUAGGAACAAGUCUUCAACAAACAACAGCAUUAAACUCAGAGACAUGCCAAAUGUCAAGCAAUCCACAGACAAUGAAUCAGGAGCUGUUCAGAAAUCCAGACACUUCACAAACAAUGGUAAAUUCAGAGGACUAUCAGUUAUCAAAUAGUGCCCAGUUGCCUUUCCAAAAUACAGACAGAUUUCAUGUUCCGGAUAUGACUCAGAGGUCAGAUUUAUAUAACAAGAGUGUUCAUAACUGGCUGCAUGAGGCCACUAUCACCAGCCUGCAGCCCACAUCUACAAACAGUUCUGAUUGGUCAACUCAGCAAGCUAAAAUGGCAUUAGCAGCCAAUCAGCAACAGCAACAGCAGCAGCAACCUCCACCUGUUGCUGUGCCUAUCCGACCCCCCCAGCAACACAGUAGUGAGGCACAGCAUUAUGAGCAGACACCAGACAGCAGUAUAUCAGAGCAUCCAUCAGAUUGGUCUCAACCUGGCCACUCACCACCCACCAAAUUGCAGGGUCACCAUCGCAUCAGGGAGGACCGUAACCUGUCGGAUGGAGACCUGGCUACAGAAACUGCCAAACUUGAUGUGGACUACAGUCAGUUAUCAGACAGAUUAGAGGAGCAUGAGUCUCGUCAGGGCCAGCUGCAGCAUUAUAUACAAAUGCUUCUUCAGAAAACUCCUGGGGAGGCCAGUGAGGAUGGAGACAUUGACUAUGGGAACAGUUCACAGUUAUCACAAGACCAGACAGAAGAACUAGACCUGAAUGACACUGCACAAGCAGCACAGCUUCAGAGGGAGCUGACACGCAUUCAACAGCUUCGUGAUGGCAAGGCUGCAAGUGUAGGGAACAGACAAUCAAUCACUACUCCAGGUAACUCAUAUGAAGGAGUGUUGAGUGCUGACCAGCUGGCAGAAAUAUCCAAGUUAUUAGGUCAGCAGACUGCAUUAUUGGAACAACCUCAGGCCUCACAACAGGAUAUGGAACAAAUCACAGAGUUGAUGGAGGUUCUGAAGGGUUUGAAUGUGAGGCAACCCACAAAACGUUUAGGACAUCCACUACCUCCAAGGGGAGUGAAGAAAACCGGAGCAGCCAACAAUAUCUCACCACGUUCCCCACCACAAGUCAGUCACAAGGAUGUGGCCAAGGUCAAACGUAAUCUCAAGGUUGCGAUGACAGGAAUAGCUGAAGGACAGGGACAGACUGCUUCAAAAGCCUUACCAGGCUCGCAGGUAAAGAAACCUGAAAGGAAAGUGGCUCCCGUAGCAGCAGCUGGGGUCAGGCCAAGUCAAGGAAAGGUCAAAUCAGCAUGGAAAUAGAAUCUGUCGGAUUGGUCAAAAGGAAAGUGGGAGGACACUAUCUGAUUGGUCAGAAAGAAAGUGGGAGGACACUAUCUGAUUGGUCAGAAAGAAUGUGGGAGGACACUAUCUGAUUGGCCAGAAAGAAUGUGGGAGGACACUAUCUGAUUGGUCAGAAAGGAAAUUGGAGGAUAGUAUCUCAUUGGUCAGAAAGAAUGUGAGAGUAUGGUGUGAUAAUGAUUGACAGAAGUAUGAAAAUAUUCAGACACUUUAUAGUGGAGAGGAGAAAUCAGACAGAGAACUCUGAUGUACUGUGUCCAGACACUUUAUAGUGUAAAGGAGAAAUCAGACAGAGAACUCUGAUAUACUGUGUCCAGACACUUUAUAGUGGAGAGGAGAAAUCAGACAGAGAACUCUGAUGUACUGUGUCCAGACACUUUAUAAUGUAGAGGAGAAAUCAGACAGAGAACUCUGAUGUACUGUGUCCAGACACUUUAUAAUGUAGAGGAGAAAUCAGACAGAGAACUCUGAUGUACUGUGUCCAGACACUUUAUUGUGAUGAGGAGAAAUCAGACAUAGGGCUCUGAUGUACUGUGUCCAGACACUUUAUAGUGAAGAGGAGAAAUCAGAUAUAGGGCUCUGAUGUACUGUGUCCAGACACUUUAUAGUGUAGAGGAGAAAUCAGACAGAGAACUCUGAUGUACUGUGUUCUGUUCUUGGUAGUGUGAUAAUCAAUAAAUUUUACUAGUGUUUCAGUCACACUUGCUA
Ylistrum balloti is the source of this 5919-nucleotide messenger RNA. RefSeq names its product protein lava lamp-like. The coding region runs from base 1 to 5172 and encodes 1723 amino acids. Gene Ontology annotation, biological process: centriole replication; mitotic cytokinetic process; regulation of cilium assembly. The record is from RefSeq and is a predicted model, not a curated record. Gene Ontology annotation, cellular component: centriole; centrosome. The transcript is spliced from 26 exons. NCBI's taxonomy places the organism in Eukaryota, Metazoa, Mollusca, Bivalvia, Pectinida, Pectinidae.